Echinococcus granulosus is the source of this 132-nucleotide messenger RNA. RefSeq lists its product as hypothetical. Bases 1 to 132 code for a protein of 43 amino acids. The record is from RefSeq and is a predicted model, not a curated record. The transcript is spliced from 2 exons. Lineage: Eukaryota; Metazoa; Platyhelminthes; Cestoda; Cyclophyllidea; Taeniidae.
AUGGGAAGUGUGGAUGUUCGUAGUGAUCCAACCCUACAACUUACUACCAAGAGUGGACGUGCUCUGAGAGGUGCCCACUUCAGCCGGUUCAUCAUGACUGCCAUCGUCAAACCCAGAUUUGCUGAUACAUGA